AUGGGGAGUCGCAGGCCACACGCCUCGGCCAGCCAGCUCAGCCCUGGCCACCCGCUGUACCGGGGCCUCUCGGGCCUGAGGCCAUUCUUGCUGCAGCUGCUGCCGGCCGGGCUCCCCCUGCCUGGCCGGCCACCCAGCAGCCCACAGGAGCAGGUGGACAUGGGCCGAAGAAGCGCUGCGGUGGAGUGCCGGCUGGGCCCCGUUGUCCUGCCCCAGUGGAAGCGGCUCCCCCCCAGCUUCGCGGGCAGCCUGCUGGCACUGCGGCUGGCAGCGGGCUGUGCCAGGGAUGCGAUGACCAGCGGUCCUGAUCCAAUUAGGGACACUUGUUGCAGGCAGCUGAUUGAGGGCAAGAGGCUUCGGGAAGAGGAAGCCUCGCUGCCCAGCUGCAGCGUUAAAAAUCAGGUGCCCGGCCUGCGCGGGGCGACGCCGGCCUUGCCCGCCACCCUCGUGCUGCAGUUGCUGCGGGAGCUGAUGGCCAUCGUGCUACUCGGCUAUACCGUGCUACUUGGGGCGCUGUUGCGGUGCGCGUCAGGAGCGCGGAGGCCGUGGCACGCGCUGGCUGUGGGACUCGGAGCCAGCUUGUGUGCUGUCCCCGUCGCGCAGAAGUCGGAGCCUCCGGUGCUCAGCAACGACGCGCUGCUGCGGAGGGCCGUGUCUCUGGUGACCGACAGCACGUCCACCUUUCUCUCCCAAACCACGUACGCGCUCAUCGAGGCGGUUACCGAGUACACCAAGGCAGUUUACACGCUGGUUUCUCUGUACCGGCAAUACGCGAGCCUGCUGGGGAAGAUGAGCUCGCAGGAGGAGGACCAGGUGUGGCAGGUGAUCAUCGGGGCCAGAGUCGAGAUGACCUCAAAGCAGCAGGAGUACCUGAAGCUGGAAACCACCUGGAUGACGGCAGUCAGCCUCUCAGAGAUGGCGGCGGAGGCUGCGUACCAGAGUGGAGCUGACCAGGCCUCGGUUACGGCCCGGAGCCACAUCCAGCUGGUGAAGUCGCAGGUGCAGGAGGUGCGCCAGCUCUCCCAGAAGGCGGAGGCCCGGCUGGCAGAGGCACAGACGGAGGAGCUCCGCCGGAAGACGCAGGGGCCUGUGGGAUCCGCGGGGCAGCGGCCAGAGCCCGAGCCCGAGCCCUACCUGCCCGAGGCCUACCUGCGAGAGGACUGAGGCCACGGGCCGGGCCUGGCCGGGUCCAGCGAAGCUGCCGGCCAGCCAGAGACCUCAGUGCCCCUUGCCACCUCCCACCUGGCGCGCCCCAGCCUGGGCUGGAAGGAAGCGGCCUCUGCUGUGGGCCCCAGCUCAGGCUCUGACUCCGACUCCGCUCAGCUGCUUCCACGUGGGGUGCAGGCUGGGGCGGACCGGGGCCUCUUCGGGGCACAUCGGGCAGCACGGCCGGGCAGCCCGGAGUCUGCAGGGGGGCUGCCUCCCGGCGGUCUCGUUUCCACCUCUGAGCUAGUUGCAUCUGGAGAAUAUUUUUUUGCAUUUG
Condylura cristata (star-nosed mole) is the source of this 1483-nucleotide messenger RNA. RefSeq names its product diablo, IAP-binding mitochondrial protein (gene DIABLO). Gene Ontology annotation, cellular component: mitochondrion. The record is from RefSeq and is a predicted model, not a curated record. The transcript has 9 exons. Lineage: Eukaryota; Metazoa; Chordata; Mammalia; Eulipotyphla; Talpidae. Gene Ontology annotation, biological process: intrinsic apoptotic signaling pathway in response to oxidative stress; neuron apoptotic process. Bases 1 to 1164 code for a protein of 387 amino acids.